Molecule: messenger RNA, 3448 nt
Organism: Scylla paramamosain (green mud crab)
Lineage: Eukaryota; Metazoa; Arthropoda; Malacostraca; Decapoda; Portunidae
Exons: 2
Coding region: 492-3371 (959 amino acids)
Source: RefSeq, a predicted model, not a curated record
AAAAGUGGCUAUUUACCGGGUCCUUGGCUAAGUUAUGAGAUAAUACGAAAUGGUGAUAAGAGUGGCACCGUGCUCAGGUGGUGGAGUGGCCAGAGGCUUCAGACAGUGACGGCAAUAGUGGUGAUGUGUCGCUCGUUCUCCCUCGGAUAAUAUGGUGUAAUCUCUGGGCGUGAGACAACAUCCAGCCACGUAAUCAGAGAGAGGAAGGUUGUGUAUACUGGCGAACGAGAGUCGCAGCGCUGCAGCCAUACAGUCAUCCCCGCCUUGCAGUCGUCCCGGGAAGGCCACCCUGAUGUAGCUGUACGCGACUCUUAUUGAAUAUCACUCCCUGCUUCGAUAUUACCAACGUAACACCACCUCAGAUCGCUGAUAGUGUGCGGUGUGUGCGCCUGUGCGUGUUCGAAAUAAGUGGAUAUAUAAGUGACUUAUCAGUGCCGAUGUGAUGUGAUAAAUGUACACGUGAAGGCUGGCGCCAAGUACCUCAGGCCACAAUGCAAUCUCUCCGCUCUUCCAUUGUAGAGCUGAAGGGUCUGAGGUACACGAGGCAGGAUCUGUGCUUCGGCAAGUACUUCAAGGCUGUAAAUAGAAUCGGAACAAACGUACUGAAGUGCUCAUUCAAACUCAUAUACCAGAGCCUUGAGAGCGAGAGCAACAAUGGCAACAUGUCCAUUCGGAAUUAUUGUCUGUCUCAGCUGAACUGGUCCAGCAGCACUUACAAUAAAACUUUUAAUGUUGCUGAAAGGCAAAUACUGAAUGUGUCACCGGCUAGUGACAAGUUUGUAUGUGAUGUUUCGUUGUGGUUCAAGCUACUCACUCAUGUUCUUGGUACGUAUGUGGAACCCAUCAAGAAGGGCAUUCGGGAAUUGAAGAAUUUGAGGAAUGCAGUUUGCCACGAAGAGCUACAAAUGGACGAGCAAGAGCUACUGCAACGGUUAAUGAAGCUUGGCGAACUGUGUCGAGAAAUCCUGGAGGGCGCUCGGUCACUGGUUGAAGGUGAAUCGAGAACUUCUAUGAACAACAUGAUUGCUGAAGUGGAAGCUGUUCUGCGGGACCUUCCGUCGAAACUAGAGUCCGAAGAUAUAAACUCACAUCUCGAGGACUUGGAUGAGUUCCGGCAAAAGAAGACUUCCAAGAUGAUCAGCGAGGGAAGGAAGGAAUUAAUGGCUAAUUACUUAAGAAGGAAGAUUCUCAAUCCAUGUCCGUGGCUCAAUGACAGUUGCUUUUCGGACUUUACCGUAGAAAGCACCUUCACCUCACUUAAGCUGCAGGAAAGUGGAGCCGUGGUGCCCAUGAAUGACAUAAUCAAUAUGUCUGAGCUGAAGCACCGAUUUGUGCCGCAGUUGGUGAUUGUGAGUGGGGUGAUGGGAGCUGGAAAGACCUCUCUCUACCGCUAUCUCCUCCACCAGUGGUGCAGCCACUCGUCCACGGUGACAGGUCUCGCUGCAGUGGAUAUUGUCAUCGGCUUGGAGAUGAGAUGGCUUACUAGCGGAUCACUUGCACAGUUCCUUAGAGAACAGCUACUGAAAAACACGUCCAGACUGUUCACUGAGAGUGAUAUCAUCCCUGUGCUGCAGGAAAUUAAUGUUCUGUUCGUCAUUGAUGGCAUGGACGAAGCCACGAGCCUCGGGCGUGCCGUGUUGAAGGAAGUUAUUACGAAGUUUACCAACAGCACAAUUAUAGUGACAACAAGACCAGAAUUUACCCUAGAACUAAUGAAAAUGGUUGAAGAACAUGUCGUCCUUCAUAUAGAAGGCUUUACUCUAGAAAAUCAGAAGAACUUUGUCAACAAAGUAUUUGCCAUCAAGUAUCCUGAUAAAAGGCGCUUCAUAAAGGAGGCGAGAUCAUUCCUGGCCUACAAGAACAAUGUGUGUGCUUCUCUCAGCACGCACCUGUCUCUACCCCUUAACCUCGCCCUCUUGGUGGUGUUGUGGUGUGAUGAUUACCUCAAAGUUACUGUUGUCAACACCACCACGCGACUGUACUCUAAGAUAUACGAGAUUUCGGAGCAAAAGCUGACGCAGCGGCUGGAGAGAGGCGGAGUUGGUCACAGCGUCACAGUUAGUUUGAAGGUCCGUCGCUGCCUCAUAGAGCUGGGUCGGGUCGCCUGGACCAUGAUGCUUAAAGAGAGUCUUUGCCUCACUCAGGAACUCACUGUUGACCUCAUGGAGUUCUGUGAGAGGGAAGGUCUUGACCCAAUCCAAGUGCUUUCCACUUUCCUGAACUCUGAGACCAAAGAGACGCUGACGGCCUCCGUGUGCAACUUCUCCUUCCACCACAGCUCCAGCGAGGAGUUCCUAGCGGCCUUGUAUGUCUGUGAGGAGGUAGUGAAGACAGGCUCUCUCUUUCCUUUGCUAAAAGACAUCAACACGCCAAGGUUUCAGGAGGUAAUUAUGUACACCACAGGACUUUUGAAACUAAAAGGAGCUCUCACACCUUCAUUGGUCACAGAGAUCAAGGCGGUCUUGUGUCGUUGUAUCCAGGCGCAGAUCAGUGACCCACAGGUGUUACACCGACUGAUACUGGAAGCUGACGGGGAUGUUGCAGUCUGCGAGAUGGUCAGUUCCAUUAUCAGGGCGGGGGACUUAUGGGUCAUAAACUCUUGGGAUCCUUUAGAACUGAUAGAAGCCAAGAGAAAUCUGAUGAAGCAGACCCGUGCUGCUCCUUCACAGGUGGACAUCUACACGCAAUAUACAAAGAAGUUGACGGAUUGCACCGAACUUGAAGAUAUAAUUAAGUUGUUGGGGAAGAUGAAUGGAACAAAAGUGAGAGUCUUCGUUGAGCACCAGUUCCACACCGUUGGGGAAAAGAUCCAAAAUGACAACCUCCUAGUGCCACUCUUGACCAACAACAUUCUACUGGAGUUUGUGGGUCACGCAGAUCCUGCCUUCUCGUCUGAGAUGGUCCAUGCCACGACACUUCAGUCCCUCAGUGUCAGAAUUACGUCCCUGGAGGCUCUGGUGCAAAUGAGUCUCAGCAUCAAGAAGCACAGGCUUUCGAAGGUUUUAUUCAUGCCCUCCAGGAAAUGGUCCCUCAAGUAUCUUGAGGUAUUCCUAGAUAUCAGUCAUACUGUAUCUCCGUCCGAUCUCUCAUCUCUGCACUUCAGAAAUACACUGGUACUCAAGCUUGCAGGAGUGACUGAUGAGGAAGCCAGGUGGGCGGGGCAGGUGGUGAAAAAACUGAAUGGACACUAUGAAUGUGUAACUCUUCAGACGUCCUACCUUUCUCAAAAAGGUCUCAAACAAUUCUUGAAGGUAACUGAGGGUGUGAAGAUCAAAGUGUUGCGUGUGAUGUCAUAUAAGCGGAACUUGGAGGAAGUGGCCUGUGAUGGCUUCGGCAGGCGAGGCACGAGAGUGGAGAUGGGAAUUCUUUAGAUUGUGAAAGGACCAUUGUUAUGGGACUGGAACUUGGGGCGAUAUAUGAAUGAAUAAAUAAAUAUACUUUUUUAUAA